UGGGAUAUUGUUUCUUGGCGGCGCGGUGCCGCCAUGUCUCCUGCAGAUAAACGGCGGCUAGCUUGUAUCUCUGUACUCGCUAUUGUCCUGUUUUUCAUCGUCCUGACCUGCAUACCAACAUAUCUGUACAUACUUUUCUUUUUUGUCGUGACAUAUGCCGUUUGUUAUUAUAAAGUAGAGGAGUUUCAGCUUUUCGAGAGGUUGGGCCUGAAUCCCCGCCGAGGGCUGACGGUUCCGACCGCGUUGCGGCGCUGGUUGCCGAGCAGGGCAUUCACAGGAGUCCCGGCGGCUGGACGGAACAAGACUCGCUCUAACAAAAGCGAUGUUAGAAAUUCUUUAGUGUCUCCCAGCGAUAGGAGUUUUUCCAAUUCAGUUUAUAGACAAGACGCAACGUUCAGCGACUCGGUAUUCAGUCCUCGGAGCAUCCUCAUGGGGAGUUACCUCGGUAAGGCAGAAAGUCCCUCCGGCGCAGGGCGGCCCGCUGGAAGCUCUGGAGCCAACCCCAGAGAACAACUCCGGGAGAGACUUGUCCGGCCUAAUCAUGGAGCCCCCACUCCUAACAGAAGAUUGUCUUUUGGUGAUCCAGUUGGUGCCUCAGGGAGGUUCACCAUUACCCCUCAGAGACACUACCCACUGCAGCAGAUAGGAACCUCUCCGGUGGGCGUAUUUCCCCCGGCUCAGUGGGACGGUUUCCGUAAGAAGAGCGUUCUCACACAACGCAAUACACCCAUGCACAGCCCAGUUACAGUGAAGAUUGCAAGACCGGACAACACAAUACGCUUAUCAUUUUUUGAUCAGCUGAACUCUGCUGGAGCAGUCACCUCCCCUGGGUUUGAAGCCCGAGCUGACCCCUGUUCUAAAGAGACUGUAAUGAGCGUGCUCAGAGCAAGCCGUAAACGUGAAGAUGAUGAUGAUGAAGAUGAGAGGGCCCAUGAAGCUGGGCAAAAGAGCAAAAGGAGGCGAAAUGACAGCAAUGGAAGUUCCCAGUCAGUGUUUGAGACACUUUUAGCUAAUGGUGUGCCAUCCCAGAUUGUACCAAAACCUGGAAGUUUGAAAAGAGGAAUGAAUGUCUCAGUGUUGGAGGAGUCCAUGGUAAAGAGAUCUCGGACCUCUUCCAUUAGCUCAGUUAGUGGAUGUCCUGUUUCCUGUGGCACACCUGGAUCAGACCGGAAUCCUAUUCGUAGCUCAUACAGUUCCUCAAGGGGCUACCCUCAGAGGAGAUUAGCAUCUAAUCUGAGUUCAUCUCCUCUUGUGAGCCCUGGAAUAUCACAAUCUCAGACUCCUGAGCGGGCAGCCAAAAAGCCCAGGGAAGAAGAUGCUGCUUCACCAAAUUCUCUUUCAGCUUUGAACUCUGAUAAGACAGCCACUGAGACUGCCUCUGGCUCUGGUAAAUGCACCCCGAUGCCUGAUCCCCCUGUGACAUUACGGUCAGAUUCUGGAGGAAGCAGUGGUAAACGUAAACGUAAAAUUCAGCUGGUGUCCGUGUGCAGAAGCGACCAGAUAUCUUUGCCCCCACCCCCUGAACUGGGCUACACAGUCACUGUGAAGGACCUGGAUAUGGAGAAAAAAGCUACUCUUACCCAAAUCCAGAAAGUCCUUGAGGACCCUGAGCCAGAGAAGCCAAGCUGUGUCCCUUAUUCAUCUUCUCCUGCUGCUCCCUCUGUAGGCAUGUUUUCCCAAGUAGUUUCACUUCCCUCUGCCACAAAUGCCCCUGUAGAAAGUACUACAUCACUAGCUUCCCUGACCACCCCAGCUGCUGGUCUUCCACCUGCCAGUCUUCCACCUGCCUCCACUGCAGUUUCUACCCCAGCUCCAGCACCAACUAUUGACCUCACAGUUAUUUCAUCCAGCCCAGUCAGUGCUGCACCAGUCCAGACUGUGGCACCGUCUGCACCUACCACCAGCAUCACUGUAGCUACACCUGUGGCUAAUCCUCUGUUGGAGUCUCUUAAGAACAUGAAGAGCAAUUCUCUAAUCAGUUUGUCCUCUUCUGCAGCUGCAACUACUGCAGCAAAAUCUGUGGCAGCCCAAGCUCCCUCAUCCACUGCUUUAAGCUUUGGACCUGUAAAAUCUGAGCCCGCCAUUGCCACACCACAACCCACAGUGUCAACGGCGCCUUCCUCAGUACCCUCUGCCUUUGCCCAAAUUCUGGCUCAGCCUAUACCAUUCUCAUCCACCACACUCAACCUUGGAGCAGGCAGUCCCUUUGGUGUCAGGGCUUCUGCAUCCACAACCUCCACACCCACAACCUCUGCACCAACUGCUCCGACAACCUCUGCACAGCCUGCUAGCAGUACUGCCAAUCCAACACCAUCAGUUUUCAAGCCUAUUUUUGGGCCUGUCAUGACAACACCAGCCUCUGCUGCAGAGGUCAAACCUACACAAACUACUUUCAAGCCCAUUUUUGGCAAUACAUUUAAUCAGACAGCUUCUUCAGCUUCGUCUGUACCAGCAGCUCAGAGUAGCACGUCUCUAUUUGGCGGCGGCGCUAACACUCAGUCGGUGUUUUCCUCUGUCCCCUCAUCAGUCCCAAAUACUCAGAGUCCCAGUCAAUCUCUGUUUGGCAGUCAGACUAAUAGCCAGCCAGUGGCUGCUUCGGUCUCCACCUCCAGUACCCAGAAUCCUACUCCAGCUCUAUUUGGUGGAUUGACUAACAGUCAUACAAUGGCUGCUUCAGUUUCAUCUAACUCAAAUACCCAGAAUUCUACUGCAUCUCUGUUUGCUGGACUGUCUAACAGCCAGCCAAUGGCUACUUCAGUUUUGUCAUCAUCCAGUACCCAGAAUCCUGCUUCAUCUCUGUUUUGUGGACCGACCAGCAGUCAACCUAUGGCUGCUUCAGUCUUGUCAUCCUCCUCCAGUACCCAGAAUUCUACUCCAUCUCUGUUUGCUAGCUGGAAUACUACAAAGAGCAACUUUCAGUUUGGAGGUUCAUCAUCUACAGCCACUUCCUCUGGAAUUAGCACCAGUACCACCACUACCAACUGCACCAAUACAACUUUACAGUUUGGCGCUUUAAAACCAGCACCAGCUGCUACUCCUGCCGCUCCUCAGAACACAUUCACCUUUGGCCAAAGCCCAGCCACCACCACCUCCUUUACAGGGUUUGGUAUGGCAAACAAUACUACUCCCAUGACCUCAAACACCCCAGCAACCCAGGCCACAUUUGGUAGCUCGGUAUUCAGCGCCUCCACAUGUUUUACCAACUCUCCAGCUCCAGCUCCAGCUCCUACUCCAGUUAAGCCUUUUACGUUUGGUGGCAGUGUUGGAGGAGGUGCUGCAGUCACACCACUCCCAUUUGGUACACCUGCUAGCACAGCUGCACCAACCUUUGGAAAUUCUACACAGUCUGCAUUUGGUGGAGCCUCCACUGGUUUUGCUUUUGGGAACACAAGUGCUUUGCCAGUGAGUGCUGCUUCUAUGCCAGCUCCUACCUUCACAUUUGGAGCAGCGCCAGCCACACCACAGAACUCUGCAACAUCUGGAGGUUUCAAUUUCACAGCAGCACUUUCUGGAGCACAGUUUGGAACACCUACACCAGCAGCGCAGAAUCAGGGGUUCUCGUUUGGAGCAGGCAACACAGACAAUAAGCCUGCUUUUGGAUCCUCCACCCCUGCAUUUGGCACUGCAAGUGGCUCUAUCCCAUUUGGCAGCCCUGGGACUCCUGUAGGGGGAUUUGGUGCCUCAGCCUUUGGCACUCCUUCAGCCACUUUUUCAAUUGGUGCUGGAUCAAAAACCAGCAGUUCACGACAAAGACUACAAGCGCGCAGGCAGCAUACAAGGAAGAAGUAAUGCUGACCAUGUGGACAUUAUUUGGACACAUGCAACACCACUUCUGACUAUUAUAGCUGCUGCUGCUGCUAACAGAACUUUUUCAGGAUUCCAAUAGGGUUGAAGUAUAAUUAGGUACCACAUCCAUUUUUUUAGGUCAGGAGAUCUUGGCAUACCAACAUCAUCUUGUGUGGAAUCAGACUGACAGCAAGUUAUGUGGACAGACAGUGCUACUUGCUAAAAUAAAAAUAUGAUUAGGCAAUUAAACCCCUGGACAUGACACCUGGACUGUGCUUUGCUCUUCAGGAUAGUGUGUUGGUUUGAAUUUUUUCUUCUUUUUUUUUAAAUAGUUGUCUGCGUGACCUAUUUUUAUGUGAUCAUUCAAAUUACAUUCUGAGGUUGUCUGAGUCAACUCAGUCUUUAGAAGAUGUUUUUUAAUUGAAAUAUGUCCCUCCUCCAAAUACAUUUAGCAGCAAAAUAAAGUUUACUCUUUUAUUUUAUUGCUUUUAUGGUUUAUCCCUUUAAAAUAUUUCCUUGGCUUAUGUUUAAGAGUAAGUCACAUUCAAGUUUAAUGUUUCAAACCAAAGCAGAUGUCAUACAAGCUGUUCUUGGUUUACAACCAUCUGUGUGCUAUUGGCUUUUUGACUACCUCGUCUCGUCUCCAGUAAAUGUUACUUACCAGUCCUUUAAUUAUGAAUGUCUUCUCUUUAAAUGUCCCAUAAUCUUAAGUAUUUGAAUAGUUUUAGUGUUUAUUAUUAAGCAUUAUUAAUCACAUUUGUUAAAAACCCAUUAGCUCAAUUUCUUUUACAGCUGAUGCCUCACUGGGUUGGGGAGGUGAUCAUCUUCCUGAGAUACAAGUUUGCUAUUCAUAUUCUGGAGCUUUUUACAUGUUCAGAAAAUCUAUGUCUUGACCUUUUUAACAGGUCUGAAUAGUAGACAUUUCUUCACUUCUGAAUUAUUUUACAAUUCUUUGUGCCUUAGUGCAUCUGACUGCAGGUUAUGUACUGUGAAUGAUGUCAGAUUUGGGUGAAGGCUGUGAAAGCAAUAGAAAGCAACUGAUUGGCUUUAAUAAGUAAUGUUUAGGACUUGUGAAUACUCGACUAGUUAUUGAGCUCAGGGUUUUGGGCCGUUUUCAAUUCUUCAAAGCUUAGUCCUUCAGUGUGAUUGGAAAGUGUGACAUAAUGAGUAUGUCAAAGCAUUCUAAAUGAAUGCCCUAAUUUAUUUUAAAUGCAGAUUUGAUUUCAGACAAGUGUGGGUACAUUUUAAUGCAUGCACCUUGUUCCAGACUUAGCUAUGUAAAUUUACUGUAGCUUGUGCAUGUGUUUCAAAAUAUUACCUUUAUUAAUUUUUAGGAUAGAGCUAGAACUACCGUCAUUCCUACAGGAUGGUCUGCAGCCAGAAAGCUCAACUAAAAGUAUUUUUAUUUCUUAUAUUACAAAUGUCAGUUGCUAUGAACAAAAGAGCUAAUCAUCUGACCCAUCAGACUUGUUUAAAAUCUCAUAAAUCUGUUUAAAUCUCAGGUGUGUAUUUUCAGACUUUUAGCUAGAUUGUUGUACAUAUACAUUGUUGUACAGCUGUUUGUUUAUGCCCUGAGCACGAGUCAUUUCAGGAUACACAUUUGGAAACACAUUUCCCACUCUCAUU
Messenger RNA from Hemibagrus wyckioides, 5412 nucleotides. RefSeq names its product POM121 transmembrane nucleoporin (gene pom121). NCBI's taxonomy places the organism in Eukaryota, Metazoa, Chordata, Actinopteri, Siluriformes, Bagridae. Gene Ontology annotation, cellular component: nuclear pore. The record is from RefSeq and is a predicted model, not a curated record. Gene Ontology annotation, molecular function: structural constituent of nuclear pore. The coding region runs from base 34 to 3789 and encodes 1251 amino acids. The transcript is spliced from 13 exons. Gene Ontology annotation, biological process: RNA export from nucleus; protein import into nucleus.